Messenger RNA from Aspergillus pseudotamarii, 1347 nucleotides. Its product is annotated as phenylacetaldoxime dehydratase family protein. The record is from RefSeq and is a predicted model, not a curated record. The transcript has a single exon. The coding region runs from base 150 to 1181 and encodes 343 amino acids. Lineage: Eukaryota; Fungi; Ascomycota; Eurotiomycetes; Eurotiales; Aspergillaceae.
AGAACAUCUGCCCGAUUAGCCCGCAUUGUAAGGCAUAUAGCAGAGGUAUAAAAUCCAGCAAAAGGUCGUCUUAAAAUAAUCAUUAAAAUUGAGGACGAUUCGUUCAAACCAAAAGGCUAUUUUUAAAUCUUUCCUCCUCGGAAACCACCAUGUACACCAUCGAGAAACCGUUGGAAGGGACCUUUGUCUACUCUCUAUUUGGCGUUCAACAGCCUGACAGUUUUCAAUCACCUGCUGUUGAAAAUCUUAUCAGAGCAUUCAGUCAUCUCAUGGAUGAUGCCAACUGCCACCUUGAUCAAGUAACCCAGGAUGGGAUUCUUUCGCCAGGGUUAGGGAAGACACGGAUAUGGAUUGCCACGUGGAAAUCGGUCGCCGACUUCGAGGCAUGGUGGGAGUCAGACAAUGUUGUCAAAUUUUGGUCUUCUCUCCCUCCUGAUGCAGGCAUGUGGCGCGAGUUUGUCAAGGUCCCAUACGGUCGAUCCCAUUACCAAGCCACGCAAAACCGGCAAGCAGGUUUAGGCGUCCAUUUUUCCCACAAGCCGGCCGAGAAAAAAGGUUACUGGGGCUGGAUAAGAGAUUCCAUCGGAGAGCUAUCUAAAGAAAACCGCAUGGAUUCCCUUUUGUCGGCGCCACCAAUACCGGAACGAGAGGCCUCUCUCAAAGAAAAGACUUUGGGACGCGUCACAGUCAAUGGGUUUCCUGACAAUAUCUGCUUUACUAUUGAGAGGCAGGACCUUUCUGAGAUGACAGGAGUUGAAAGAGGUGUUUGGUUUGAUCAAUUUGACCAAGCUGUCGGCAAGUGGAUGGACGAUCUUUCGCAGGCAGCCCCAGAAGCGGGAAUUUUAACAUCCCGUAUGUGCUAUGACGAGCGCCUGGGGACCUACAAGGAAGGAGAUAGUGAGUUCCACAAGCACAACAAAACGAUCGAACUGUUCUACUUCAUGGAUCUCAGGGCCAUGGAACGACUGGGUCGAUCUAACAAAGGCCAUGUUGCAUUGCGUAACAAUAUUUUGAAAACAUAUGGACCAGGCGGGGCUAUGUCAGAAUGUGGGAAAAUGGCCUUGUGGGUGGAGACCAACAUCCUUAAGGCACCUGAGAUUGAUGCCGAGUAUGUUGGAUGCGUUCCCGGGACGGGCUUUAUGGCUUAUCAGAACCAUGAAGCAUUUCGAUGUCAGAAGUAGGCAAAAUACUUUAAAUUAUAUUUUACUGUCUAUAUUCCAUGAGAAGUGUGGGCCAUUGUCUUUUUGGUAGUUUUUAUAAAUAUAUCACUGCCAUAUCCGCGUUUACUAGGGUCGUGAAAUGGGGUGGUUAGCUUCCUUGACGAAAUUUGGCCUCAUCAUCUGCUGA